AUGAAGAAGGUGGGUUGGACCAAGAAGAAGCGCAAGUACGGACGGGACCAACCAGACGACCGAGAUGGCGCUGGCAACAAAGCGGAAGAAGACGAUGAAUUGAAGGAUGCGACCACACUAUAUGUGGGCAAUUUGUCAUUCUACACAACAGAGGAGCAAAUCCAUGAGUUAUUCUCAAAGUGCGGUGAGAUCAAGCGCCUCGUCAUGGGCUUGGAUCGGUUCCAAAAGACCCCGUGUGGAUUCUGCUUUGUAGAAUACUACACCCAUCAGGAUGCGCUUGAUUGCAUGAAGUAUAUUGGCGGAACGAAGCUUGACGAGCGUGUCAUCAGAACGGAUCUCGAUGUCGGAUUCCAAGAAGGAAGACAAUACGGCCGCGGAAAAUCUGGCGGACAGGUACGAGACGAGUACCGAGAUGAAUUCGACCCUGGACGAGGAGGCUAUGGUCGGGCAAUUGCUGCGGAGCGACUCAAGGAGGAAGAAGAAUACGGAGCUGGACGAUGA
Messenger RNA from Exophiala dermatitidis NIH/UT8656, 501 nucleotides. RefSeq lists its product as uncharacterized. Bases 1 to 501 code for a protein of 166 amino acids. The transcript is spliced from 4 exons. Gene Ontology annotation, biological process: mRNA cis splicing, via spliceosome. The record is from RefSeq and is a predicted model, not a curated record. Lineage: Eukaryota; Fungi; Ascomycota; Eurotiomycetes; Chaetothyriales; Herpotrichiellaceae. Gene Ontology annotation, cellular component: nuclear cap binding complex. Gene Ontology annotation, molecular function: RNA cap binding.